UGGACAGUUCAAGAGGUGUCGUAGUGAGGAUGCAGAAGAUGCUGGGAUGUGAGGGAGCAUCAGGGAUGGCGGUAAGAUACAAGCUGACUCUGGCUACAGGACUGCUGGAGUGCCUGUGUUUUGCUGGCGUUGUGUUUGGCUGGGCGUCUCUUGUGUUUGUCCUGAAGACAGAUGGCUACUUCAGUGAUCUGUGCAUCAAUGGGACAGAUGCUAGUGGAGAACUUAGUGCAGAUUGCAGUCAACAGGAUGAGAAUUUCUCCUUGGUCUUUACUGUGGCCUCCUUCAUGAACAACUUUCUCACUCUGCCCAACGGAUUCUUAUAUGACCACUUUGGCACCAUGCCAACACGAUUUUUGGCAAUAUUUCUUUACACCACCGGAACCUUGCUAGUAGCAUUAUCAAAUGAAGCUCUCUCUAUCUUGCUUUUCCCUGCUCUAUCCCUCAUAGCUGUGGGGGGCAUUUUAUUUCUAAUCACAAAUGUGCAGGUGGGGAACCUUUUUGACACUCAUAGAUUGACUAUUAUUACUGUCUAUAAUGGUGCCUUUGACUCUUCAUCAGUGAUCUUUUUGAUUAUUAAGGUGCUUAAUGAGAGAGGAGUCUCUCUCCGCUCCUCAUUCCUCUUCCUCUCGGCCUGUAAUCUCAUUCAUCUCCUCCGGACGCUUUUCCUCUUGCCAAAAUCACACAUUCCCUAUCCUAUCCCAAAGAACUACAAAUAUGGGAUGAGCUGUGCAAAAUCAAACAGCUACAAUGUUGAAGAAUACGAGGCAAAGAGAGAACAGAAUAUGAACAGAGGCAGUGGUGUAGAUAAUGAGCCACUGGAGACAGCAGACUCACUACAGCUCACAGACAACACUGAGAAAGCCAGUUUUAAGAGCUGUGUUUUGUCCUGGUUCUUCCUGUGGCACCUGAUAUGGCUGUCAGUCAUGCAGCUGCGUCAUUAUUUCUUCAUUGGAACUCUGAAUCCAGUGCUCAACAGACUGGCCAACCAAGACCCAGCCAUUGUGAGUGAGUACACCAAUGCGUUCGCUUUCACCCAGCUCUGUGGAGUUCUCUGUGCUCCCUGGAAUGGCCUGCUAAUGGACAGACACAAAAGAAAACCCCUACACCCAGGUGUGUCAGAACAGGAAGCAGACCUGCACUCCUCCAUCCUGUCUCUCCUCCUCACCUCUUUCCAGUGCCUCCUGUUCUCCAUCUGUGCAAGCAUUCCAUUUCUCCCUCUCCAGUACCUCACUUUCACCCUUCAGGUCCUUAACCGUUCUUUUCUGUAUGGAGGGAAUGCUGCAUUCAUCAGCAUUGCGUUUCCAGCCCAUCAUUUUGGAAAGUUGUAUGGUCUGGUGAUGUCAUUGUCAGCUGUGCUGUCAUUGCUGCAGUAUCCCUGCUUUGCCCUGAUCAAAGUUCUUGGAGGAGACCCCUUUUAUGUGAACAUCAUCUUGACUGUCCUGACUCUGCUCGCCUUCAUUCAUCCUCUCUAUUUGUUCCUUUACUGUAGAGAGCUGACGAAAAAGAGAGAAAACUCACAGAGCUUGUCAGAAUCUUCAGAUAAGAAAACCUCAAUGUAUUCAUUACAAUCACUUCAUCUAUAAACAUACUCAUAUUUAAACCAAUGAAAUUCAAGAGAUAAUACUGAAUGAUUAUGAAUAACUAUCUAGGCCUUAGCUUUUUUAAGCUUCAACUGGUAAAGGGAAUAGUAAUUAUGAUUAUUGUGUAUUCACAAACUUUCUUUUACCUUUCUGAUUUUGAGAUUAAAAAACUCAGCUCCUAGUCAGCAAUUUAAUUUCAUUAUUUAUUGAUUCUUUACAGACUUUAUGAAUGAAAUACAAUAAAAAUAUCA
This is a messenger RNA of Myxocyprinus asiaticus (Chinese sucker), 1831 nucleotides long. RefSeq names its product solute carrier family 43 member 3a (gene slc43a3a). Gene Ontology annotation, biological process: transmembrane transport. NCBI's taxonomy places the organism in Eukaryota, Metazoa, Chordata, Actinopteri, Cypriniformes, Catostomidae. The transcript has 12 exons. Bases 30 to 1583 code for a protein of 517 amino acids. The record is from RefSeq and is a predicted model, not a curated record. Gene Ontology annotation, molecular function: transmembrane transporter activity.